GGUUUUGUACUUUAAAUAAAAAAAAUAUUUUCUAAUAUAAUAAUGUUGUUGAAAGGCUUUUUAUUAAGUUUAUUAUACAUCAAAUCAAUUCACAACUUAAAAAGUGGAUGUGGUUGUACAAGCAAUCGAGAGAAAUCGGAAUAUUUUGGCACAGAGACUCAAAUAAAUAAUGCAAUACAAAAUGAGCAUUGCCCCAUUGAAAAUCAAUAUGUUGAUUCCAUUGAUAUCAAUUCUAAGAAACACUCUGAAAUGAUACAUAUACCUGCAGGUGCAUACCAAUUUGGUACCGAUGAUGUAGUAAUUGAAGACGAUAAAGAAGGUCCAAAAAAAUUAGUAAAACUAAAAAGUUUUUACUUAGAUAAAUACGAAGUUUCUAACAGGGAUUUUAGUAUUUUUACUGAAUCUACUGACUAUAAGACUGAAGCCGAGACAUUUGGUGAUAGUUUUGUGUUCACACUUUUCCUCAAUGGCACAUUUAAGGAAAAGCUUAAAGAUUUUCGUGUGAUGCAGGCGCCUUGGUGGUACAAAGUGGAUGGCAGUAACUGGAGACAUCCUUAUGGACCUGAUUCUAAUAUAUCAGACUUGAUGGACCACCCAGUAAUACAUGUGUCUUGGAAUGAUGCUAUUGCUUACUGCAAAUGGAGAGAUGCACGGUUACCUACAGAAGCAGAAUGGGAGGCUGCAUGCAGAGGAGGGAACCAUAAUUUUACAUACCCAUGGGGUGAUAAAUUGUACCCUAACAAAAAGCAUAUGUCAAACAUAUGGCAAGGUACAUUUCCAAAUCACAAUUCAAUGAAGGACGGCUACAUUGGCACUAAUCCAGUGCACCUGUUCCCUCAAAAUGAUUUUGGCCUCUACAAUAUGGCUGGCAACGUAUGGGAGUGGACACAAGAUUCCUGGUCUGAUGUCAAUAUCAAAGAAAAAGUGAAGAAGGGUGGAUCAUACCUGUGUCACCGUUCAUACUGCUACCGGUACCGAUGCUCGGCUAGAUCACACAACACAGAUGAUAGUUCUGCUGGUAAUUUAGGUUUCCGUUGUGCUAGAACUGCCUGAGAUCUCUGUCCAUAGUCUUUAAUAAACACUUUUAUACGAAUUUCUAUAUACUUUAGUACUUAAUUGUUAUAUUUUUUUUAUAAGUAAAUAUAAAAACUCUGUAAUUUGUAAAAAUAAUAUUCAAUUUUGUAAGUUAUUGCUGAAUGCUGUUUGUAGAUUUUUUAUUGUUUCUAGUCUUCCAUGUUUAUAAAUAAACGUAUGUGUUUUAUAUGU
Maniola jurtina (meadow brown) is the source of this 1266-nucleotide messenger RNA. RefSeq names its product formylglycine-generating enzyme. The record is from RefSeq and is a predicted model, not a curated record. Gene Ontology annotation, cellular component: endoplasmic reticulum. The transcript is spliced from 4 exons. NCBI's taxonomy places the organism in Eukaryota, Metazoa, Arthropoda, Insecta, Lepidoptera, Nymphalidae. Bases 43 to 1053 code for a protein of 336 amino acids.